AUGCCGGCCCCCCUGUCUCUCUUCUCUAUCAAUGCGAUCCUCAUAAUGUCGACGGACGACUCGUCGCGCAUCUUCGCAAAGUACUACUCUCCCCCACACCCCCCCGCCGGCAUUCCACCCAAUUCCGUCGAUUAUCCCGGUGCAAACCCGUAUCCUACCCUGAAAGACCAGAAAGCUUUUGAAAAGGGUUUAAUGGAAAAGACGAACAAGCAAUCCAGCGACAUUGUGCUGUAUGACAACAGGGUGGUUGUUUUCAAGAUGGAGAGUGAUGUGAUGAUAUAUGUUAUUGGCGGAGCGGAGGAAAAUGAAGUUUUGCUGUAUAGUGUGGUUGUUUCGCUAAGGGAUGCGUUGGCGAUAUUGCUCGGUGGCUCUACCGAUAAACGCACUAUUGUAGAAAAUUACGACCUUGUUACUCUUGCAGUGGAUGAGAUUGUGGACGACGGUAUUAUUUUGGAGACGGAUCCGGUUGUGGUAGCCUCGCGUGUUAGCAAAGCUCCAGCACCAGAUGCGCCGAAUAUGAAGAGCAUCGAUCUCUCGGAACAGGGCUUACUGAAUGCUUGGGAGUUUGGGAAGAGGCGCCUUGCGGAACAAUUACGGCAGGGACUGUAAUUGUUUCUAUUAUCGAGAUAUUCGGGUUAUUGCCUCAAGCGGUUUGCUAUUUGUCAUGGGCAUGGCGUAAACGGCUUUUCUAUGGGAUUGAUCAAAGAAGAUCGAAUGCAUUCAUGAUGCUGACCUUUUUUUUUUCCUUUUUUUUUUUUUUUGGUAUGGAUCUCUGUUGUUGAUAUAGACCGCUUUGUUGUCGGGGGGCUGUCAAAUCGGGAUUAAUAAUACCCCUGGACUUUUGCCUUCGUCUGACU
Messenger RNA from Coccidioides posadasii C735 delta SOWgp, 857 nucleotides. RefSeq names its product Golgi-to-ER vesicle coat component (gene RET3). Lineage: Eukaryota; Fungi; Ascomycota; Eurotiomycetes; Onygenales; Onygenaceae. Gene Ontology annotation, cellular component: COPI vesicle coat. Gene Ontology annotation, biological process: retrograde vesicle-mediated transport, Golgi to endoplasmic reticulum; intra-Golgi vesicle-mediated transport; intracellular protein transport. The record is from RefSeq and is a predicted model, not a curated record.